Molecule: messenger RNA, 1090 nt
Organism: Puntigrus tetrazona (Sumatra barb)
Lineage: Eukaryota; Metazoa; Chordata; Actinopteri; Cypriniformes; Cyprinidae
Exons: 3
Coding region: 67-753 (228 amino acids)
Source: RefSeq, a predicted model, not a curated record
AAGCACAGGUUUAAAAUAAAGGCAUAUAAAAGGCACGCUGACAGGAUCUUUGCUUCAUUUACAGUCAUGGAUUUUAACGUUGCUCUUGGACUGUUUACAGCACUGGCUGUUCUCACCUUACAGCCAUAUAAUACAGGAGGUAGAAAUGUUAUUUGUCGCAAAGAUCUGCGCAAGCUUCAGAAGCGCUCGGGUGAGCAUGCCAUACUUCUAGAAGGUUAUGAAGUUACGCCGAAGGAUGAGGAACGAAGCGGUGACUGUGUGGAAUACGAGGCAUCCGGUCCUUUUCCCUCUCCUGCUCCACAAACAACCGCAGUGUAUAAAGUACCAAACACGGUUAAGCCAGUCCCAUCCAAAAACCGGUGCUGGGUGUACUAUGGUAAACCUGUGAAGCUGUAUCUACGCAUGAGGAAGUUGCCCACACUCCACAAUUCUCAAGAGUACGGGGUGGCCUCUGGACCACAUACAGGGGGAAUAAAUGGUUUUGUUAAUAGCCGGCCCAGGGUGGUGUGUGGGAAAGUGCUAACUGCAACGGGAACUUUCCCUAAAGAGCUUCAGUAUUACUCUAACGGAAACCAGGGAAAGCAAAAUAAUAAAGGGCCAGGGACGGCUAAGCCAAUAGUGGGCAGGCCUGCGAUGGCUAUUCAGGUUUCCAAAAGUGGAAGUUCCAUGUUUUACAACUUUCUAAAAUCUUAUCAGGGAGUGCUGGCUGCUCAGAGGACCAGGGGAAGUUCAGUUUCUUCUCGCUGUGUUUAAUGUGCAGGGCAGAGCACUAGAUGAGUUUUUUCGUAUGCUAAUUUCAAUUUUCAUGUAAAUAGCUAACUGCUUCCUUUCAGCAUGCUCAAAAUGGGCUUCAUGCAAUGCAGAUCAACUGGCGGUGAGAUCAAAGUGAAGGUGGUGAUUGUCACAGUGUGUACAUGUAUGUAUUUGAACAUCAUUGUAUAACCUUUUAUUUUGAAAUAUAGUUGUGUUGUACCACUAUGAAACAUGUCUUUGUUAAAAAAAAAAAAACAACUUUUGUACAAAUGGCAUUUCUGACAGUUUUUGUAUGCUUCAGCACAUGACUAUGUAAUUAAUAUAACCGCAAAACAUU